CUCAAGUUGGGUGCUGGCUGUCGUCAUUCAUCUCUGUCGCCGAUCGGUUUGUUCUUCAGGACACAUCGCCCACCGCUCACUGUGUGGACCAGCUGCUGCUGCUGUGUGACCGAAUGGCUGGCUGCCUGUGGGUCUCGGUGUGAGUGCCUGUGGUGCUGUCCGGUCCGCUCCCGGCCGAUUUUGAUGUGAUGCGCCGGCCGAUGUGUGAGUGUUUGGCUGCCUGACUGACUCACUCGCCCUCGGUUCCGCCAUGGGUGCCCUGACGGGAAUGAAAUGAUCACACCAGUGAUACUCACAGCAAAGGCCACACAUCCCGUCAGCCACCUGCAGCAGAAACUCGCACGCACCAGAAAGAGCCUGGUGACAAACACAAGGGCGACACUUCGUCGAGCUGUGCCGGGUGUGUCGGCCGCCCACUGCUGCUGCACAGGCGCAUUCACCAAUUUAGCAUUCCCCACGCCUCAUCCGGACUCAGAGAGCACGGCAGCGGCCGCCAUACGCUCCUGCAAUGGGAGAAACCUCUCAGCGCGGCGAUCGGCAGGGUUCCAAACCAUGAGAGCUUAGAGGUGCGGCACUCUCCUCGUCCCAAUUGGCUCUGCCUCUGUGCAGCAGCAGCAUCUCUGGGGACCACGACCAACGGGCACUUCACUUCCCAAGCAGCUGAGUUGAGGAUGGAUGCAUCGGGUAUUGGCGGCAGCAGGACAUCCCAGAACGACACGGCGGCCAAAGUGGUUGUGCAACGCGUCGGUGAGCCAUCCUCCUUCGUGGCGCACAGAUACACUCAUCCCAUUGAUGGAUGGAUGGAUGGAUGGCAUGUGUGUGUAAGUGCUGCAGAUGAAGGGCAGCUGCUGAUAGACAACGAGGAGGAAUGGCUGCAGUUUGGUCGCGGCUUCGUCGUGUACAUAUGCUUCCUGAAAGGAGGUAGGGUGCGUGAGAGAUCACACAACACACGCAGUCGCAUCCUUCCCAUCCACCCGCACAGCCUGCGGCAUGGCAUCUCUCUGCUUGUGUUGUGUUGUGCACUGCAGCCACGACAUCGACUGUGGCGAAGAUUGUCGAUGCGCUCUUUGCGUGCAACCACCUGGAAGAUCCCGACAGCGGCAAGAAGGCACGCACACACACACACACACACUCACCCAUCUCAUCACUUGUGUCUGUCGUGUGCUCACUGUGUCUGUCUGUCUGCACACAAACAAUCGUUUCAUUCGUCCACCAGGUGUCGCUAAGUGACGUGUGUGGCGACUGGUGGAUGACGCUGGUGCCACAGGCCUCGAUGGCGGCCAAGCUCAAAGGCAACGCGCUGCAGUUCCACUCGCUGAUAAUGAAGGAGGAGGGCGCGGCUCUGUACGCCAGUCUGGUCACACAGAUACAAAACACUGUGAGUGAGUGAGUGAGUCUGUCGGAGGGAUGAGGGUCUGUGUGUGUGUUGCCCGCAGGCGGAACAAAUGGAGAAGGCGACCAAGGGCAAGACGAUCACAGUAGUGGCCGGCGUCUAUGGUCAGCAAUCACACACACACACACACACUCGUGUGUUUAUAUCAGUCUCUCUCUCUCUCUCUGUCUCUCUUUCUAUCUAUCUGUGUAUGUGUGUGUGUGUGUGCGGCUGCAGGCAAUCGUCAGGGCUUGAAGUUCUCGUCGAGUGGUCCGAACGCUCUCAACCUGACUUUCUGACUGAGUCCCCACCACUCAUUCACUUCGUGUGUGUACAUAGCCAGACAGACAGACAGACAGGGUAUUGCGCGUGGAUGCAUAUAUGAGUGUGUCCAUCAGUGAAAU
Vitrella brassicaformis is the source of this 1776-nucleotide messenger RNA. NCBI's taxonomy places the organism in Eukaryota, Vitrellaceae. The record is from the annotation of a GenBank genome assembly.